AUGGCUCCGCCGCCACCGUCGGCUGACGUGCCUCUGGCCGAGAGGCUUCAGCGCCUAGCAUCAACCUUGCAGUUCGCUUGGUUUUCUGGACAUGCUCUUUUGCUCCUUUGUGUCUUCCGAUAUGCGUUCUCCUGGAUCCGCUUCAAUUAUUAUAGCGGAAUGGCCAGGUUUUGCUAUCGUUUCGCCUUCAUCGCCGCGGCCGCCACGUAUGGAAUAGUGGUCUACAAGACAUGGCGGGCUCGCCAAAAGACCGGCGUCAAGACUAGUGGAAUUAAGGACUAUCUUCGGGAUGAGAACAUCCAAUAUCUUGUCCUUGCCCUGGUUUGGCUGUUCAUGCCCCAGUAUCCCCUGGCCCUCCUUCCUUACGGCAUCUACUCGGUUUUCCAUGUUGCGACAUACGUCCGGGCGAACCUCAUCCCCACCCUUGUCCCUCCUCAAAGGAUCAACGCUCCUGCCGGCGCCUCGCCGAACGCGAAGCCUCAAUACACUCAACACCCUGCUUCGGAGGCCAUUGGCGUAUUUGUCAAGAAGUACUAUGACUCAUCCAUGUCGAUGGUUGCGCGCCUUGAGAUCAUGCUGUGGCUGCGCCUGAUCCUCAGCGUGAUCCUGUUCCAGCGUCGCUCCUGGAUCCUUUUCGCUAUCUACACCACGUUCUUGCGCACCCGCUUCUCCCAGAGCAUUCAUGUCCAGAAUGCCUUUGCCCUGCUCGAGGCCCGCAUCGACAACCUCAUCGGUGCCCAGGGCACCCCGCCCCAGGCUCGCCAGGUCUGGGAUAAUGUUAAGACAGCAGCUCGCCAGUUCUACGCUGUCACCGAUCUUAACAAGUAUGAGAGCGGCGUUGCUGCACCCAAGAAGUCCUCCUAA
Molecule: messenger RNA, 864 nt
Organism: Thermochaetoides thermophila DSM 1495
Lineage: Eukaryota; Fungi; Ascomycota; Sordariomycetes; Sordariales; Chaetomiaceae
Exons: 4
Coding region: 1-864 (287 amino acids)
Biological process (GO): endoplasmic reticulum tubular network organization; membrane organization
Cellular component (GO): endoplasmic reticulum; membrane
Source: RefSeq, a predicted model, not a curated record